This is a messenger RNA of Penicillium alfredii, 1029 nucleotides long. Its product is annotated as 4-hydroxybenzoate octaprenyltransferase. The record is from RefSeq and is a predicted model, not a curated record. Gene Ontology annotation, molecular function: 4-hydroxybenzoate polyprenyltransferase activity. Gene Ontology annotation, cellular component: mitochondrial inner membrane. Lineage: Eukaryota; Fungi; Ascomycota; Eurotiomycetes; Eurotiales; Aspergillaceae. Bases 1 to 1029 code for a protein of 342 amino acids. Gene Ontology annotation, biological process: ubiquinone biosynthetic process. The transcript has a single exon.
AUGGCACUCUCAUCUCAGGCCCUCAAUAGCAGCUCCAAUGGCAAGCCUACCGCAGAUGGUCCUCCUGCACACAAUGAUUGCCCCUUCAGUCUCUUCAACUCAGCUAGCUGGGUACCAUACAUGCAGCUGAUGCGCCUGGACCGGCUCGCAGGGUUCACCGGCUACUACAUGCCCUCUAUUAUGGGGCUGGUAUACGCUGCCAGCCUGGUAGGCCUGGAGGCAGUGUCCGUAGCGCAGCUAGGCGGCUGGGCGGUCUUCUACUUCGUCGUGAACAUCUUCGUCCGCGGCGCAGCCUGCACCUGGAACGACAACAUCGACCAAGAAUACGACCGCCAGGUCGAUCGCUGCCGCGGGCGCCCCAUUGCGCGUGGGGCUGUCUCCACGCGGCAGGGGCACAUCUUCUUGGCUCUGCAGCUAGCAAUCCUGGGCGCUCUCUUCUACCCGCUACCUUCUCCCUGCGGCUCCUACGCCAUCGCCAUGGGCGCACUGUACGGUCUGUACCCCUUCUGCAAGCGCUUCACCCACUACCCGCAGGCCAUCCUGGGUGUGCCCCUGUCCCUGGCCAUCGUGAUCUCGGCCUAUGCACUCCCUGUGGCUGUCGCGGAUCCGUUCCUGGAUGAUAAGCGCACGGCUGCGACGCUGGCGCUGGCGGUUGUGGAGAUCCUUUGGACGAUGAUUUAUGAUACUAUCUAUGCGCACCAGGACUUGCAGGAUGAUAUCCGUGCUGGUGUUAAGUCCAUGGCUGUUCGCUUCCGCCACUACACUAAGACGCUGUGCUCAGUUUUGGGCGUUGCGCAGGUGGUUCUGCUGGCGCAGGUGGGUGUUUGGACGGAGAUGCACCCAGUUUAUUUUGUUAUCGGUGUGGCGGGCUCGGCGGUUGCGUUGACUGUGCUGCUUGUUACCGUUGAUUUGACAGUGCCGGCUAGCUGUGCGCGGUUCUUCAAGCUGGGAUUUUGCUUUGUGGGCGGAUGUAUGAAUGGGGGCUUUCUGGCUACGUAUUUGGUGAAGUGGUGGUUUGGGGCGGGGUGA